This is a messenger RNA of Callorhinus ursinus (northern fur seal), 591 nucleotides long. Its product is annotated as protein LLP homolog. Gene Ontology annotation, biological process: dendrite extension. NCBI's taxonomy places the organism in Eukaryota, Metazoa, Chordata, Mammalia, Carnivora, Otariidae. The record is from RefSeq and is a predicted model, not a curated record. Gene Ontology annotation, cellular component: nucleolus. Gene Ontology annotation, molecular function: RNA binding.
GCGUCUGAGUUUCCCACUUUUCAGGUAAAAUAUGGCUAAAAGCUUACGGAGUAAGUGGAAACGGAAGAUGCGUGCAGAAAAGAGAAAAAAGAAUGCCCCGAAGGAACUCAGCAGACUUAAAAGUAUUCUUAAAGUAGAUAGUGAUGUUUUAAUGAAAGAUGUUCAAGAGAUAGCAACUGUGGUGGUACCCAAACACUGUCAAGAGAAAACUCAAUGUGUGGUACAAGAUGAAAAAGAUGACGUGAAAAUGGAGACUGAAAUUAAGAGAAACAAGAAGAGUCUUCUAGAUCAGCAUGGACAGUACCCCAUAUGGAUGAACCAGAGACAGAGGAAAAGGCUGAAGGCAAAGCGAGAAAAAGGGAAGGGGAAAAGCAAAGUAAAGGCAGCAAAGGGUCUGGCCUGGUAGACUCUUAAAAACUUGAAAACUCCUACAUGGGACAGGCCUUUGGUUAGAAUGUGUACAUGGAUUUCAACUUCCACCAAAUGAAAACUUGGUUUCCAUAUUUCACUUGGCCUUGUUCUUCAAUUCAAACUCAACUUAACUCCUCAACUUUGUUUUGGGAGCUUGAAUAAAAUCUUUGAUGAAUGAAA